GGGUCUCCGAGCGGAUCUCGCGGGCCUGCACGCUCUGACACCCUCGGGUCUGGCUCCACCCUCCGCUGGCCCUUGGCUCAGCCCAGCGCCGCUCCAGCUCGAGGAUGCCCAGCUCCCGGCUGUGACCUGCGUCCUCCGCCCGGCCACUCCUUUUCCCUGAGAGCAAGCGCCCUGGGGCUCUUGUCUCGCCGCGGUGGCCUCUGAACCCCCCGCAUUCGUUAGGAGGAGCAGGGCGGGGACACCUCUCUGGAUCGUACCGCGGCCCUAGCGCACCCGGGUGGCGCCAGUGCGCGCGCGGGGCAGCUGCGGGCGACGGGGACGCGCGGAGGGGGACGCAGCAAGGGGGCGCCUGGAAGGGCAGCGGCGAGGGGCGCGGCGCCGGCGGAAGCUGGGGUGGGGGCACCCGGGUGCGAUGCUGUGAAGGGCGAGCGACGCGGCGGCGGCGGCGGCGAUGAGUGCCUCUGCGGCCACCGGGGUGUUCGUGCUGUCCCUCUCAGCCAUCCCGGUCACCUACAUCUUCAACCACCUGGCGGCCCAGCAUGAUUCCUGGACCAUUGUUGGCGUCGCUGCCCUCAUCCUGCUCCUGGUGGCCCUUUUGGCUCGGGUCCUCGUCAAAAGAAAACCCCCGCGGGACCCUCUGUUCUACGUGUAUGCUGUGUUCGGAUUUACCAGCGUGGUGAACCUCAUCAUAGGCUUGGAGCAGGAUGGCAUCAUCGAUGGGUUUAUGACCCACUACCUGAGAGAGGGUGAACCAUAUCUGAACACGGCCUAUGGACACAUGGUCUGCUACUGGGAUGGCUCUGUUCAUUACCUGAUGUACCUGGUGAUGGUGGCCGCCAUCGCAUGGGAGGAAAGCUACAGAACCAUUGGCCUAUACUGGGUCGGAUCCAUUAUAAUGAGCAUUGUGGUUUUUGUGCCUGGAAACAUUGUAGGAAAAUAUGGAACACGGAUUUGCCCUGCAUUUUUCUUAAGCAUACCAUAUACAUGUCUUCCGGUGUGGGCCGGCUUCAGAAUCUAUAACCAGCCAUCAGAAAACUAUAAUUAUCCCUCAAAGGUUCUUCAAGAAGCCCAAGCAAAGGCCCUGCUGAGAAGACCAUUUGACUUGCUCUUGGUUGUGUGUCUCAUCUUGGCGACUGGAUUUUGCCUGUUCAGAGGCUUGAUUGCUCUGGAUUGCCCAGCCGAGCUCUGCCGACUCUACACACAGUUUCAAGAGCCCUACCUAAAGGACCCUGCUGCUUAUCCUAAAAUUCAGAUGCUGGCGUACAUGUUCUAUUCUGUUCCUUACUUUGUGAUUGCACUUUAUGGCUUAGUGGUCCCUGGAUGUUCAUGGAUGCCCGAUAUAACGCUGGUCCAUGCUGGAGGUCUAGCUCAGGCUCAGUUUUCUCACAUUGGUGCUUCACUUCAUGCUAGAACUGCUUACGUCUACAGAGUCCCCGAAGAAGCAAAAAUCCUUUUUUUAGCAUUAAACAUAGCAUAUGGAGUUCUUCCUCAGCUCUUGGCCUACCGGUGUACCUACAGUCCCGAGUUCUUCCUAAGAACAAAGGCCGAUGAAAAGGUGGAAUAAACAUACCUCAGUUCUCUCUGACCCUGUUAUAUGGAACGGAUGCUCUACUUCAUCCCCUUCCAGGAUACUCACGAGAAUACAGAUUCUACAGUGGAUGUGGGAGUGAAAUAACGGUAUUAUAUAGGUAUAUUCUCAUUUUUGAAGGGAAAUUCAAGUUGAGAAACAGCUUGUUUAAAGAAAUAUAUCAAAAUUUGUCUGUGAAUGUGACCAUGGAUCUUAACAUUGCACAUAUUGUGUAUGAAAAUUACAACUCUAGUGCCUACAAAUAGCAUAAAAGUGAAACUAUUUAGAAGUGACUAACCAUAUUCACUAUGCAUAUGAAACCAUUCAAAACUGCAAUUACAGGUUGGAGAAAUAACUUCGUAUGAAUUGUAUGAGUCAUUGACAACCUUAAUAUAAAUGCCAGAUCAUCAUAUUUUUAAGUUGUUUGAAGUGUCUUCAUAAGGAAAGUAUAUUACUUACUGCUGUUUUAAAAAAUUGCUAUCAAAACUUCUAUUGUGAACUUAAAUGGCUAAGAUGACACAAAUCAACUUUAUUAGUAGCCUUAAUGAACACUUGUUUUAUUGGUGGCUGGUAAUAUUUCUCUUGUGUUUCUGUGUAUACUAUCAAUAAAAUUAUUUUUGGUGUUUUA
This is a messenger RNA of Peromyscus maniculatus bairdii (prairie deer mouse), 2195 nucleotides long. RefSeq names its product transmembrane 6 superfamily member 1 (gene Tm6sf1). Gene Ontology annotation, cellular component: lysosomal membrane. The record is from RefSeq and is a predicted model, not a curated record. NCBI's taxonomy places the organism in Eukaryota, Metazoa, Chordata, Mammalia, Rodentia, Cricetidae.